GUGCUGGGCAUAUCUAUAAAUAGAUCAAACUUAAUUUUAUUGUUAAUGUCUAUUGAAUUAAUGUUAUUAUCUACUUCUAUUUUAUUUGUAAUAGGUUCUUCUUUUCAUAACCUGUUGAAUGGUCAAAUAUUCACUUUAUUUAUAUUCACAGUUGCCGCAGCAGAAUCAGCUAUAGGUUUAGCAAUAAUAGUUUCUUAUUUUAGGUUAAGAGGAAAAAUAUCCAUAAAACUACUUAAUACUCUAAAAGGAUAA
Messenger RNA from Rhopilema esculentum, 252 nucleotides. The record is from the annotation of a RefSeq genome assembly. Lineage: Eukaryota; Metazoa; Cnidaria; Scyphozoa; Rhizostomeae; Rhizostomatidae.